GUGUGUGUACCGUCAGCAAUGUUUUGAUGGAUCGUUCCGUUUCCAGCGGCUGUUGGGUUUGUGUGCGUAGUAUCAAGUUCCUUCAAUUAAUAUUACGUAUCAACUCUCAUUUUCGGUCGAAUUAAUCUUGCAAACAUCACUCGUUUGUGCCAACAUUCGAACGCAGCAACACGGCUCCAUCCUUAUCGUCCCUGUCAACAAGACCAGCAGCAAACAGGUGGCGCAGGUUUGACCUUUUUACAGAUAAAAAACAUGUCUGUGGUACGUAAUUUGGGAAAUGCCUUGGUUAAGAGAAUGAUGAUCGCACGGCCAUCUCGGUUGGCGUGCCAAGUGCAGCACCUUUCAUCGGACACUGCGACGUUGCAACAAGGCGCUGGAAAUAGUUCGUUGCACGCAAAAUUCCCUGGCGCUACGGAAGCAUCGUUCGUGACGAUUCCUAAAUUGGCAUUGCCGGAAAGCAUCGACCCCAUCCCUAUCUAUCGCGUGAUGAACAGUGAGGGCACGAUCGACGAUCCAUCGCAAGAACCUAACCUUGAGCAGGCAACUGUGCAAAAGAUGUUCCGCGACAUGGUGCUACUAAACACCAUGGACAAGAUUUUGUACGAAUCCCAGCGCCAAGGGCGGAUAUCAUUCUACAUGACCAACUUUGGUGAAGAGGCAAGUCACAUAGGAAGCGCAGCUGCUCUUAGUCCCGAAGAUUGGGUGUACGGACAGUACCGAGAGGCAGGAGUGUUGGUUUGGCGCGGAUUUACCAUUUCGGAUUUCAUCAACCAAUGCUAUGGAAACGCCGAGGAUCUUGGCAAGGGUCGUCAAAUGCCGGUCCACUACGGUUCACGGAAACUUAACUUUGUCACCAUUUCCUCUCCGUUGGCCACUCAAAUUCCACAGGCGGCUGGAGCGGCCUACGCGUUCAAACUACAGCCAAACAACCAGCGGUGUGUUAUAACGUAUUUCGGUGAAGGAGCUGCAUCUGAGGGCGAUACUCAUGCGGCUUUCAACUUCGCGGCUACUCUCGACAGCCCGGUAAUCUUUUUCUGCCGUAAUAAUGGAUUUGCCAUUUCUACGCCGUCUAAGGAGCAGUAUCGUGGCGAUGGUAUUGCUGGACGUGCCGCCGGUUACGGUAUGGCCGCAUUGCGAUUCGAUGGAACUGACGUGUUUGCAACGUAUAAUGCUACCAAGCUCGCUCGAGAGUAUGUCCUGCGAGAGAACAAACCGAUAGUGCUAGAAGCGAUGGCAUAUCGUAUCAGUCAUCAUUCUACUUCGGAUGACAGCACGGCCUAUCGACCAGCCGAUGAGUUGGAAAUUUGGAACACAGUCGAGCAUCCCAUCACCAAGCUUAAGCACUAUAUGAUUCGACGUGGCUGGUUUAACGAGGAGAAAGAGAAUGAGUUUGUAAAAUCAGUUCGCAAGCAGGUGCUGUCUCAGAUAAGCCAAUCGGAACGCAUUCCCAAACCAGACUGGCGUGAAAUGUUCCAGGAUGUGUACGAGGAGAUGCCGGCACAUCUCAAGGAACAAUUGCGUACGAUGGAGGAACACAUAGAACAGCAUCGUGAGCACUAUCCACUCAAGGAUUUCAAACAGUAGGCGAGCAAAAGGAUGUUGGGCGCAAUUCAGAACCUCGUUCACGAAAGUGCAUUUAUUAGCUUAGUAAAACCAAGCAACAGUAAUACUGUUAACAAUUUCGGACAGAAAAGACAUACAGUACGAUAUGUUUACUGGCUUUUCGCGGUAUCGUGCGUACCUUGUGCCUAAUGGUUUUCUGCUUUAAGCAAACAUAUACAUCAAAUUACUUCCAAUUAAGAAA
This is a messenger RNA of Anopheles funestus (African malaria mosquito), 1804 nucleotides long. RefSeq names its product 2-oxoisovalerate dehydrogenase subunit alpha, mitochondrial (gene BckdhA). The transcript has 3 exons. Gene Ontology annotation, molecular function: oxidoreductase activity, acting on the aldehyde or oxo group of donors, disulfide as acceptor. Gene Ontology annotation, biological process: branched-chain amino acid catabolic process. NCBI's taxonomy places the organism in Eukaryota, Metazoa, Arthropoda, Insecta, Diptera, Culicidae. The record is from RefSeq and is a predicted model, not a curated record. The coding region runs from base 253 to 1584 and encodes 443 amino acids.